AUGGCGUGGUGCAAAGUGUGCAGCGCAGACGUGGAGGUGGAGGAGGACUACGCGCAGGGAUACUCGUGCUGUGUCCAGUGUGGAACUGUGCUUGCAGAUGCCACUUACGCCACUGACGUCACCUUUGCUGCUGAGGGAGGGGUGGAGGGUCAGCUACUUGCUGAAGAGUCUGUUCGUCACAUAGCAGGAGGGGAAGAUGCGUUCUCUGGCCAGCAGCAUCGAGGUCGAAUGGAGAUCUCCCUGCUUGUGGACCAGCUCCACAUUCGCCCAAGAGAGGACACGAUCGAGGCGUCCCUGCGGCUGUACAAGCUGGCAGUGCACAGAGGAUUUCUUCGGGGCAGACGGGCAGCGCAAGUGGCAGCUUCAUGCAUUUACAUAAUCUGUCGACAGGACAAGAAGCCUUUCCUGCUCAUUGACUUUUCUGACGCCUUGCGCAUCAACCUUUUUGUCCUUGGAGCAGUGUUUCUGGAGCUCUGCGUAUUGUUCAGCUUGGAUGACCACCCAAUCAUGACAAGCCCUGUGGACCCCAGUCUGUACAUUCAUCGCUACGCUGACAAACUGCGGUUGGGCGCCAAGAUGCAGGCUGUGGUGAACACCUCCCUGCACCUGACGAAGAGCAUGAAGAGAGACUGGAUGCAGACGGGCAGGCGGCCCUCGGGUGUGUGCGGGGCGGGCCUCUGGCUGGCGUGCCACAUCCAUGGUUGCCCCCGCACAAAGAGGGAAAUCGUCCGCAUCGUUCAUGUUGGCAUUAUGACCGUUGCCCGCAGACUGGAUGAGUUCUCAGUCACCAAGUCUGGCACGAUGAAGCCGCAAGAGUUCGAAGCAACAGUGGCACAGAUGGACCAGGAGGAGCGGCGUGUGCUGGAGAGCAUGCAGCCUAAGACGCCAGCAGAACAGAAUGAUGAGCACUGCUGCCUCCACAUACGGGAUGGCCAGGCACAUUUUGCACAAGGAAUGUGCCGGGAGUGCUACAUGAACUACGUUGCCAUGUCGGGAGGAUUGCCUAGUGAUGGUGCGGCAGACCCUCCAGCAUACACGCGGGGUCUGAUUCGAAAACGAAAGAGGAGAGGUGUGAAAGGAGGUGUGAAAAAGGUCCUAAAGAUGCUGCGCCUUGGCGACGAGGAAGAGGAGGAGAUGGACGACCUGGACACCCAAGAACCUGCCCAGGUUAAGGCCGACAUGGAAGCGAUCUUGCAGCAAGGGGAACUGCACCAAAUGGCCAGCGAGAUGCCAGAAGACCCCCCCGAGGCGAUACCAGGUGCAGACGUGCUGGGGUACGUGGAGCCCUCUGGGGAGGUGCCCACAGUUUCCCACACCCAACUGAGUGACAGCGAGGUGGGCGACCUGGCAGGCCAGAAUCUGUCGUGCGUGGAAAGGGCAGUGGCCAAUCUGGCAGGGCAAUCUGUGGGAGCCGAGAGCGCGGCGAUCACAGGCUGCGAUCCGCUGCCUCAACCCGGAGAUGCUGUCACCUCGUCCCUUGCUGCCCAGCAGCAUGGUCAUCGAGAUGACGUGUCCUACACUGGGCUGGACGAUGAUAUGGGCCCGGAUGGCUUUGACGACCCGCUGGACGUGUUGGAGCCCCUGGACCCCGAGGUGCUGGAUGGCCUUGUGGAAGAUGAAGGCCUGGUGCGCAAGGGGGGUGAGGGGGAUGGGGGUGGUGAAGUGGACACGUUGUCAGACGUUGAUGAAGAGGACUUGGUGGGGUACAUUCGAACAGAGGAGGAAGCAAGGCUGAAGGCAAGGGUGUGGAACGAGAUGUUCAGGGAAUACCUUGAGGAAAAGGCUUUCAAGGACGCAACUCGCGAAAAGGAGGGCGAGGUCGCUGACCAGGGGGAGCAGGAGCCGCAGAAGAAGAAACGCAGGGGCCGGAAGAAGAAGGACAAGAACGGUGCGCCCGCUGCGACUGCACUGGAGGCAGUGAGGGGAGAGCUGGAAGCACGAGGGCUGAGCAAGAAGCUGAACUACAGCAAUCUGGAGGCGCUGUUUGACGAGGAAGGAAUGGGCCAGUCCAGCCAGGCAGGCACAGAUGUGCGGCCGAGGGACGACAGUCGAUGGAGGCAUGGGGAGCAGGCAGAAGGGUCACAGCACCAGAGGCGGGGCCUUCAAGGUUUUCAGAGGGCAGCGCAGGGCGAGUUCUUGUUGCACUUAUCAUCGCGAAGGCAAGCCUCAGAGAGAACACCGAAGAAGAGGCUGCUUGGGUUGAAAUGA
Messenger RNA from Ostreobium quekettii, 2208 nucleotides. The record is from the annotation of a GenBank genome assembly. Lineage: Eukaryota; Viridiplantae; Chlorophyta; Ulvophyceae; Bryopsidales; Ostreobiaceae.